AGACAUUUCCCCCCAAGUGUGUCUUAUGGAGCGAAAUAGUGCCCCAUCAUUGGUGUCAGUGGGAAGAAUCGUGCCCCAUCAUUAGUGUCAGUGGGUAGAAUCGUGCCCCAUCAUUAGUGUCAGUGGGAAGAAUCGUACCCCAUCAUUGGUAUCAGUGGGAAGAAUCGUGCCCCCAUCAUUAUUGUCAGUGGGAGGAAUAGUGCCCCAUCUUUGGUGUCAGUGGGAAGAAACGUGCCCCAUCAUUGGUGUCAGUGGGAGGAAUAGUGCCCCAUCAUUGGUGUCAGUGGGAAGAAUCGUGCCCAAUCAUUGGUGUCUGUGGGAGGAAUAGUGCCCCAUCAUUGGUGUCAGUAGGAGAAAUGUGCCCCAUCAUUGGUGUCAGUGGGAGGAAUAGUGCCCCAUCAUUGGUGCCAGUGGGAAGAAUCGGGCCCAUCAUUAGUGUCAGUGGAGGGAGGAAUAGUGCCCCAUUAUUGGUGUCAGUGGGAAGAAACGUGCCCCAUCAUUGGUGUCAGUGGGAAGAAACGUGCCCCAUCAUUGGUGUCAGUGGGAGGAAUAGUGCCCCAUCAUUGGUGUCAGUGGGAAGAAUCGUGCCCCAUCAUUGGUGUCAGUGGGAGGAAUAGUGCCCCAUAAUUAGUGUCAGUGGGGGGAGGAAUAG
Messenger RNA from Staurois parvus, 652 nucleotides. NCBI's taxonomy places the organism in Eukaryota, Metazoa, Chordata, Amphibia, Anura, Ranidae. The record is from the annotation of a GenBank genome assembly.